AUGAUCUCGUCUCCUAGCAACGCUUUCGAUUCAUGCAAUGAUUACUUGACUGACACACAUCAACAGCAUCCUCGAUCUCAAGAUUUCCUUCAACCUCCGAAUACUGCAAAGGAUGGGCGCCAAUCAUCUCGUCGUGCAAAUGGCAGCAGGACGUCAAGAGUCGACAACACGUUUGUUCAUAAGCUAUACAGCCUUGUCAACGACCCUCGAUACCAGCACUUGAUAGAAUGGGAUUGUAGUGGGCAAUCAUUUCUUGUUCGCAAUGUCAUGGAGUUCUCAAGGGAGGUGUUACCUAAACACUUUAAGCACAGCAACUUUUCUAGUUUCAUACGUCAACUCAACAUGUAUGGGUUUUGCAAGGUCAACAAAUCUCCACGCGGACAUCGCUCUCUUGUUGAUGAACGCCAAGUAUGGGAGUUUAGUCAUAGCAGCUUUAUUCGUGGUCGACCUGAACUUGUAGAUAGUAUACGAAGAAAGGCAUUGGAUCAUCAUGAAUCAAAGAAUGCCGAUAAUCAAGGUCAUCGCCAUGGCAACAAACGUGGUACAUCAUUAAACAACGGCGGCGGCAACAACAACAAUAAUCCAGCACAAAAUGCAAGGAUGGCUAUGUUACAAGUGAACCAUUCGAAUAUCAGCCAGCAAAUUGUACAGCUUCAAGCCAAUUGCAACCAAGUCAUGCAAGAACUAGCCGAAACACGAAGGAGGCAAGACGUGCAUCAAAGGCUGAUGAAAGACAUGAUGCAUUUUCUCAUGUCACAAGGGGCCAACAACAACAACAGCCCACAACAGCAGCCACAACAAGAAUCGAACAACUACAUGGAUGAUGUACAACAACAGCAAUUACCACCUCCCAUUUAUAUUACUACUCCACCUGAAAGCGUAUACCCACCACCACCUUCGAGCUUGCAAGAGAGUAAUACAGCUAUUUCGACUACGAGCAGCAUGACCAUGUGUAUCGAUUCAUCUCCGCAGCAGCAACACAUGCCAGCUACUCCUCCUUUUUUCGCACAAGAAUCGCAUCACGUGGUGUCAGCUAUGCCGACCUAUCAUGCUCUUAGUACACCAUCAAGUCCAGGACCAGCAACACCUUUUACGGAUGACGAAGCUGCAAGCGUAUGCAGUUUCCAAAGCCCACACACGCCCAACAGUGCUAUUGCAGCAUUCAAUACGCCUGAUACGUUCAUAUGA
Messenger RNA from Lichtheimia ornata, 1188 nucleotides. RefSeq lists its product as uncharacterized. The transcript is spliced from 4 exons. NCBI's taxonomy places the organism in Eukaryota, Fungi, Mucoromycota, Mucoromycetes, Mucorales, Lichtheimiaceae. The record is from RefSeq and is a predicted model, not a curated record. The coding region runs from base 1 to 1188 and encodes 395 amino acids. Gene Ontology annotation, molecular function: sequence-specific DNA binding; DNA-binding transcription factor activity. Gene Ontology annotation, biological process: regulation of DNA-templated transcription.